AAUCUGAUCGUAGGGACGGGUGCGCUGACAAUGCCGGCCGCCUUUGCCAACGCCGGUUGGGCCGGCUCUACGGUUGUGGUGGUCGUACUUUGUCUCGUCUCAUACAUUACCACCACAUUUGUCAUCGAAACCAUGUCUUUGGCCAACGCUCUCAUUAAAUACAAUCAACAAAAAGCGGUCAAACGGCGAGCGCCUACUGAUCGUCACUGUGAAGGCCAGUCGUCCAGUCAUUACGAGGCGUCGGCAGCCCUACCGCCUGACAAAUCCUACUCACACUUCGCCAGUAGUUACGAAACGCUUCCACUUUUAGACAGCGAAGACACCGGCGAUGACCAGCGCUUUAACCGGUCCUCCAUUGGCAGCGGCGCCGAUGAUAUGGUUGUCGCCUAUAAGCCGACGAAGGAACAGGAGCUGAGGGAACGUGUGGUGAACGGCGACCCCAGCGAUGAGGACAUGGAUGAAGAGGACAACUACUUCGCUAUCACACAAAAGGUAGAGUUGGGUGCGAUGGCCGACAUGUUCUUCGGCGCCAUUGGUGUCAAACUGUUUUACGUGACGAUUGCUAUCUAUUUGUACGGAGAUUUGGCCAUAUAUGCGGCCGCCAUUAGUAAAUCGCUCCGGGAUGUUACCUGUUCAUAUGAACCGAAGAAUUGUACGGCCAGUCUAUCGCUGUCCGACCAGUGCUGGACAGGCAUGGAGUCCAUAAGCCGUCAAAACGCGUACCGCAUAUAUCUGGCCGUAACGCUGCUAUGUAUCGGUCCCUUCGCCUUCUUCAACGUUCAGAAAACAAAGUAUUUACAAAUGUUGACAACACUUCUCCGAUGGAUAGCCCUGUCGUCGGGCAAAGCCCGGGGCCGGCCCUCGUCAUUGUCCAUAUCGGGCGUCCCGAACCUCUUCGGGGUCUGUGUCUACUCAUUCAUGUGUCACCACUCGUUACCAUCGCUGGUCACUCCCAUUAACGACAAGCGCCGCAUAUUUUCAUUAAUACUCACCGAUUAUCUAUUGAUUCUCGACAUGGUUUCGAUGACAAAUGUGGUGGUAAUGUAUGAGACGAGACAAAGUACGACCACCACAACCGUAGAGCCGGCCCAACCGGCGUUGGCAAAGGCGGCCGGCAUUGUCAGCGCACCCGUCCCUACGAUCAGAUUGAACAGGUAG
Messenger RNA from Medioppia subpectinata, 1158 nucleotides. NCBI's taxonomy places the organism in Eukaryota, Metazoa, Arthropoda, Arachnida, Sarcoptiformes, Oppiidae. The record is from the annotation of a GenBank genome assembly.